AUGCCAAAAAAAGCCGGACCCAUAAUCAAAGAAUCAACGGACGAGGCUUACGGAGUCGGUGGCAUUCCGUGCUGCUGGUGCCGAUGCUGCACUUGCAUUCAUCUGGAAUUUCUCAAGUCCGUGCCGGGUAUCAUCAAAACUUUAGAAGUGGUAAUAAGUUUCAUGGUGCAGGGACUACUACUGAAGUACGGACUGAGAUUUCACGCGCAGAUCGGCACGGCCUUCGAGGGCGCACUUACGACGUGCUCGGCUUGCUUUAUGACGUCGUUGAUCCUCCUGAUGUGCUACAUGGUAUCCGAAAAAUCGUACAAAUUAAUUCAAGCCUCUUACUUCGAGAUCAUGUUCGGUACUAUCGCCUGCUUCUUUUGCCUAAGCGCAGCCUCUUGCCUGGGAUUCGCCACGAAGACGUUUCUUUUGCCGCUCUACGUCGCAUCGGCUGGUUUGGAGGUAUAUCCAGCGAUGACCACGGCCUACAUGCUGUGUGGAACGCUCGGUGCGGUAUACGCCAUAGAUUGCUAUUUUGCAUUGAGAAAUUUGAGUAAGCGAACUUUGAUUUAA
Molecule: messenger RNA, 558 nt
Organism: Trichogramma pretiosum
Lineage: Eukaryota; Metazoa; Arthropoda; Insecta; Hymenoptera; Trichogrammatidae
Product: protein singles bar-like
Exons: 4
Coding region: 1-558 (185 amino acids)
Cellular component (GO): membrane
Source: RefSeq, a predicted model, not a curated record